AUGGCAGGUCACGGUCCCUACAAGUUCAUUGAUCCUGCCGUCGAGCGAUUUGACCGUUAUCGCGAAACAAAUUAUCUACGAUUCCGCUGGACACCAUCUAACAUCCGUGCGGCCGUCCUUGCAGGCAUCGUAUUCCCGACCGCCAUCUACUUGCUGGCAUCAUCAACGGAUUCGCGCUGGAAGUGGGCUGGAGCACUGAAGACAGAGUCAUUGUCCGUCAAGCCAAAAUGA
This is a messenger RNA of Guyanagaster necrorhizus, 231 nucleotides long. RefSeq lists its product as uncharacterized. Bases 1 to 231 code for a protein of 76 amino acids. NCBI's taxonomy places the organism in Eukaryota, Fungi, Basidiomycota, Agaricomycetes, Agaricales, Physalacriaceae. The transcript is spliced from 5 exons. The record is from RefSeq and is a predicted model, not a curated record.